AUGUCAGUUGCAAUAAUCUUGGUGGUGGUAUUAACCAGUCUGAUUCCGAUUUACGCCGACAUUCACGACGCCGGCAAAAUAUGCGACGAACUUGGCCGGAGAUCAUGGAGUUCAAGACCACACAGUGUGUCAAUCUCAGAGUUUGGAGCUGUUGGAGAUGGCAAAACGCUCAACACUCUCGCGUUUCAAAACGCCGUUUUCUAUCUAAUGUCAUUCGCCGACAAAGGUGGGGCGCAGCUCUAUGUCCCGCCGGGAAAAUGGCUCACCGGAAGUUUCAGCCUCACCAGCCACCUCACCCUCUUUCUCGAAAACGGCGCCGUUAUAGUUGCCUCUCAGGAUCCGUCGCAUUGGGAAAUUGUUGAUCCGUUACCUUCGUAUGGACGAGGAAUCGAUUUGCCCGGGAAGCGAUACAUGAGUUUGAUAAACGGUUAUAAGCUACAUGAUGUUGUUGUAACAGGUGAUAAUGGUACUAUAGAUGGUCAAGGCUUGGUUUGGUGGGAUCGGUUUACUUCACAUUCCUUGAAGUAUAGCCGUCCUAACCUUAUCGAGUUUAUUUCAUCCGAAAAUGUAGCCGUCUCGAAUCUUACGUUCUUGAAUGCUCCUGCUUAUACAAUCCAUUCAAUCUACUCUAGCCAUGUGUAUAUUUCGAAGAUAUUAGCUCAUUCUACUCCUGAAUCUCCGUAUACAAUCGGUAUUGUCCCAGAUUCUUCUGAUAAUGUUUGCAUCCAAAACUCUACCAUUAAUACGGGGUAUGACGCGAUAUCCCUCAAAAGCGGUUGGGAUGAAUAUGGAAUUGCUUAUGCGCGUGCCACUGCAAAUGUUCAUAUAAGAAAUAUUUACCUUCAAUCAGCUUCUGGUUCGUCUAUAUCAUUUGGUAGUGAAAUGUCCGGUGGAAUAUCAGAUGUCGUGGUCGACAAUGCCGUUAUACGCAACUCAUUAACCGGCAUUGCCUUUAGAACCACAAGAGGAAGAGGUGGUUACAUCAAAGAGAUCAAUAUUUCAAAUAUCUAUAUGUCGAGAAUUGGUACUGCUAUUGUGGCGAAUGGUAGCUUUGGAACUCACCCGGAUGAUAAAUACGACGAAAAUGCUCUCCCACUUGUUAGUCACAUCAGAUUAAACAACAUUUCUGGAGUACACAUCGGUGUUGCGGGGAAAUUGUUUGGGAUCAAAGAGUCUCCUUUUAGCUCACUGGCUUUAUCCAAUGUUUCUUUGUCGAUGAACUCGGGUUCUAAUGUUACUUGGCAAUGCUCCUAUGUCUACGGCUCUUCAGUUUCCGUGAGUCCUGAACCGUGUCCCGAGCUGAACAGAGAUGAUAAUGCUUACGGUAGAGCUGCAGUCUAA
Arabis nemorensis is the source of this 1341-nucleotide messenger RNA. The record is from the annotation of a GenBank genome assembly. Lineage: Eukaryota; Viridiplantae; Streptophyta; Magnoliopsida; Brassicales; Brassicaceae.